Cordyceps militaris CM01 is the source of this 1653-nucleotide messenger RNA. RefSeq names its product putative allantoate permease of the major facilitator superfamily. Gene Ontology annotation, molecular function: L-cysteine transmembrane transporter activity. The transcript has 4 exons. The record is from RefSeq and is a predicted model, not a curated record. NCBI's taxonomy places the organism in Eukaryota, Fungi, Ascomycota, Sordariomycetes, Hypocreales, Cordycipitaceae. Gene Ontology annotation, biological process: transmembrane transport; L-cysteine transport. Gene Ontology annotation, cellular component: membrane. Bases 1 to 1653 code for a protein of 550 amino acids.
AUGUUCGAGGAUAAGAAGGAGACGCCCAAGGGCCUGGGUGAGGUCGUUGAACCUGUCGAGGAGUCCGGUUCCGACACUGGAUCGCCCAAGGUCCACGUCCCCGAAAUCAUGGCGGAGAAGGACCCCAAGCCUGGCCGCGCCCUCCACUUUGUCACCAAGCGUGAUAUUGACGACACGACGCUGUGGUACAACCAACACAAGCCCUCUGCCCGUGCCCUCGAGCCUCACGAGAUCAAAAAGGUGAACCAGAAGAACUUUUGGUUCCUGCUGAUGCAGACGUGGUGGGUCGCGUUUCUCAUCCAUCUAGACAAGUCGACGCUGGCCCAGGCCAGUACCAUGGGCAUCUUUGAAGAUGUGAAGAUCAAAAAAGACCAGUUCAACCACCUGUUCGUCAUCUUCUUUGCCGGUUACCUCAUUGCGCUCUGGCCCGGUGCUGCCCUCGCGCAGCGUGUCGGUCAAAAGCAGUUCAUCGUCGGCUCCCUGGCGACCUGGGCUCUGCUCCUGGGGAUGCAUCCGCUUGCCAAGAACUACUCCCAGAUGAUCGCGCUCCGAUUUCUGCUUGGCAUGGCCGAGUCACAGAUCGUUCCGUCGACAACCGUCCUUCACCAGGCCUUCUUCCCCCCCAAGAAGAGUCCUUGGGUCCAGCUUCUGUGGUGGGCAUCGGGCAGCUUUGCCAAUGUUCUCCUGACCAUGGUCUCGUACAGGCUCAUCCUCGACGACAACCAUCACUCCCUUGCUGGCAACCUGAGCUCUUGGAAGUGGAUGCACAUCAUCUGUGUCAUCUUGACAAUUAUCGUCAUCCUUCCCCUCGCCAUCUUCCUGCCCAACUCGCCAGUGGAUGCGAAAUGGUUGACAGUGGAUGAGAAGAUCCACACGAUUGAUGCGAUCCGUGCCACGCAUGCUGGUAUCAGCAACAAGACGUUCAAGUGGUCGCAGGUUCGCGAGUGCUUCACCGACCCGAAGAGUUGGCUCUUUAUCAUGCACAUGUUCUUCAACGAGCUGCCCAACAACACUUCACAGCAGCUUCCUCUCAUUCUAGUCGGAUUCGGAUUCACUCCUGCGCAGAGUGCUCUGUUCAACAUUGCCAAGCCGCUGUGGGGUUCAUUCCUGAUUCUCGUGUCGGCGGCGAUGCUGUACUUGACGGAUCUGGGUGUGGGCUACACCUGUGCCAUUUCAUACAUUCCCUGCUUCGUCGGAGGUUUGAUCAUGCUGACAGCGCCAUGGUCCAACAAGAUUGCUCUGGUGGUUGGCACCCAAAUUUCGACCUUUAAGCCAUCGUACUUGCUGGGCCUUUCGUGGGCUGGCACCGCGACCAUUGGCUACACAAAGAAGCUCUAUGUCAUGUCGACCUGCAUAGUCGCCGCUUCGGUUGCCAACAUGAUUUCCCCCGAAUUUUGGCAGUCCAAGUACAAGCCGCGCUACAUACUACCUUGGGCGUUUAUGACGGCUUUUUGGUUCAUCUCUCCCAUCAUGUGCCUCAUCAUUCGAUUUUAUCUGCAGAAGGAGAACAAGAAACGGGCUGCCAUUCUCGCGCAACGCGGCAGCGAGAGCGACAAUGACGUUCUCGAGGUCGGCAGCGAGAUCAUGCACCUGAAGGACGAGGAUCUCGACCUGACGGACCGCCAGAACCUGCGUUUCGUGUACCCACUGUAG